CCUUUCUAACGCAGUGUCAGGGUCAUCAGAGCCCAGGCUACUUGCGAAAACCUUCUUGCCUGCUCCUGGUCUUCUCAGUCUUGCUUCCUUAUCCUGUGCACUUCUUACACCCUACCGAGGGUACUUUAAACCUUUUCUUGGUCAUCCUCUAUGACCUGGCCUCGCCACAACCAUUCCCUUGACUGGCCUUUCUCGUCGACUCAUUCCACAUGCAUUCUUGACUAAAACCCAGAGCUUACUGGCCCGUUCCCAACCCCUUCCCCCAUUUUCGCAAAUGUUCCCUCCCCCAAACCUGGGUCAUGUCGCUCUCGCUGUCCCAAGAGCUGCUCCAGAAGCGUCACUCGCUACGGCGGUAACGACGACGCUGCCAACCCAUCAUCGACCGACCAUCGGUGCCUUUAAACCCGAUGUGGACGACGAUCCUACGCCGAGCGUAAAUGCCAUCAUCGUGACCAUGAGCAUCCCUGUGGUGGGCUCCCCGACUUCGACCCCCGAUCCGGAGAUCGAGAAAGGCGAAUGCAGCCUCCUCGGCCCCUUCGCGCUGCUCGUGCAGCUCGCUCUCGGCGCCCUCGCCUUGCUAUCGCUGGUGUACAAGCGGUGGAGGGAACGGCCUCAGCGGCCCGUCAAGAUCUGGUUCUUCGACGCGUCGAAGCAGGUGUUCGGGAGCGUUCUGGUGCACAUGGCCAACGUCUUCAUGUCGUUGCUCACCUCCGGGAGGUUCGAUAUCAAGACGGACCCUAUUGCUGUCGGACAUGUGGCCCGAAGGGCAGUGAUGAUGCUCGUGCGGAGGGGCGAUGAAUAUACGCCGAACCCGUGCUCGUUUUACCUCUUGAAUCUCGGGAUUGAUACGACGCUAGGAAUUCCAAUCUUGAUAUUUCUAGUGCGAUUUACCACAAAGCUGGUAUCAUACACGCCGUUCGGCCAACCCCCCGACUCGAUACAGAGCGGCUACUACGGCAACCCGCCCAACGCGUGGUGGUGGUUCAAGCAGAGCAUCAUCUACUUCUUCGGCCUAUUCGGCAUGAAGAUCUGCGUUCUCAUCAUGUUCCUGGCGCUACCGUGGAUCGAGCGCGUCGGCGACUGGGCCCUGGGCUGGACCGAGGGCAAUGAGCAGCUCCAGAUCGUCUUCGUCAUGAUGCUCUUCCCUCUCAUUAUGAACGCCCUGCAGUACUACAUCAUCGACUCCUUCAUCAAGAAGGAGGUGGUUGUUUCCGACGACGAGUCGGGGACGGCGACACCUCCUGAGUAUGCGGGGCUGGCCACCGGCGAGGACGUGGACAGCGACGCUUCCGGCGACGACGACGACGACAUCAGGAAAUCCCGCCCUGAAGACGUGAGGCUGUCGAGGCGGGACAGGUCACAGGACCGCGAGUACGAUCCCGCCGUGGACGGCGACAGCCAGACCGUCGUGGGCAGCAGCGCUGGCGGCCCGGUGGCUGUGGCGGCGGCGGCGGCGGCGUCGUCGUCGGAAAGGGGUCGGCUGCUGCCCAAGGAACUAUAGCCUACUUACCGAGUAGAGCAUCGGGUUAGUCAAUGUACGUAUCGGAGGCGCCUUCUCCCUUCCAUUUUUCAUAUACCAACCAGGGCCGGGACUCUUUUUACAUACGGUGAUCCUUGGUUAUCUAUAUUGGGGAAACCUCUUUUGGGGCUUACGGAUCCGAGAAAACUAUAAUACAUGUAAUCCGUACCGCAUCUUCUGGUAGUCUGGCGUUCGUUCGGCUGGAGUACUCCGAGGGACUCGGUUAAUAAACACCUGGGCACAAAUGAUUUGUCUUUUCCACUUUCACUCACCACCCUAGCUCAAAUUGUGACCAUGCCACACAUUAAAGAUUCCUCUCCUGGCUCGUUUUCCCACUUUACUCAAGAGAAACGUGUGCAUUGUGUAGACAAGCAUAACGCGCAUAUACAGCCCACUAGCAAGCGAGCGG
This is a messenger RNA of Phialemonium atrogriseum, 1928 nucleotides long. RefSeq names its product vacuolar membrane protein-domain-containing protein. The coding region runs from base 275 to 1501 and encodes 408 amino acids. The transcript has 2 exons. Gene Ontology annotation, cellular component: membrane. The record is from RefSeq and is a predicted model, not a curated record. Lineage: Eukaryota; Fungi; Ascomycota; Sordariomycetes; Cephalothecales; Cephalothecaceae.